CCUGGUAGCUCCUCCUCUGCCGGGGCUGGGACGCCUGGGAGCGGGGUGUACAGUCCCUCUCUUCUCUUUCCUUGCCCGUGACUCGACUUCAAAACCCUCUCCACACAGAAGCCUACCAAACCAAUCCGAGGAGCUGAAUACACUUCAGGAAGCACAGGGCAAGCACAGUGCAGCUGUGUGAGAGUUCCAAGGGCUCUCACACACAGCAGAAGUGGUUUUGCUCAGAGGGAUCCUCUGCCCCCCGCGACAUGCCGGGGCUCGGCGUCCUCCUGCUCCGCGCCUGCCUGGCGCUGCUCGCCAUGCCCAUCUACCUCCUGUCCUUCCUGGGCUUCUGGCAGCCUUUCUGUAGGAAGGUGUUUUUCCCUUUCGUCUUAGAGAAGAUCUCUGCAAUUCACGAAAGGAAAGCAAAGAAGAUGAAGCAGGAGCUGUUUCGUAACCUGGUGGACUUCAAGAGCCCGUCGGGAGAGCUGAAGCUGCUGGAGAUCGGCACCGGCUGCGGGAUGAACUUCCAGUUCUACCCCCCGGGUUGCAAAGUCACGUGCACAGACAUAAACCCCAACUUCGAGCAAACCCUCUCGAGGAACAUGGCCAAGAACCAGCAUGUCCACUACGAGCGUUUCCUGGUAGCUCCAGGAGAAGACCUGCACCAGGUGCCCAGCGCUUCUGUGGACGUCGUCAUCUGCACCUUGGUCCUGUGCUCCGUGCACAACGUGAACGGCACCCUGAAGGAAGCUCUGCGGGUGCUCAGACCAGGAGGAGCUUUCUAUUUCUUAGAGCACGUGGCUGACUCUCCUUCCAGCUGGAAGUAUUUUUGGCAGCAAGUCUGCUACCCGACUUGGAAACUCAUCUUUGAUGGAUGCUGCCUGACGAGGGAGACAUGGAAGAAUCUGGAACAGGCCAGUUUUUCGGAGCUGAAGCUGCAGCACAUCAGCAUCGCUCUGCCCUGGACGCCCGUUCGGCCUCACAUCAUGGGCUACGCCGUGAAGUAACUGGUGCCGCCAUGCCCGAACCUUCCCCCCGUCCCCACGGAGCCCCCUUGGCACAAUCGACAUACGCCACGCAGCACAGAUUAAACCCAAUCUAGGUAACAUGGUGAAGGAGUUAAUUAAGAUCCUGAUUGAAGCAUCAGACGAGAAGCAAGGGGGCAAUCUCCUGAACACCUCUGAAGCCCUGGUACUGCCGACUGCACCAGCCCAUGGCGGACGCCGGGGAGAGGCUGCGGGAGGAGGAAAAUACCGCCUCAAAAGCCAGGCUGCCCAGGGAGGGUGUGGAGGCUCCUUCUCUGGAGGUUCCCAAACCCACCUGGACACAUCCCCGUGCCCCCUGAGCGAGGGGAAUCUGCUUUAGCUUUGUGUUAGGGGGAAGGGUCUUUCCCAGCCCCACCAUUCCGUUCCGUGACUCUGAGAGGGAACCUGUGGGUAACGCUGGGGAAGGAUCCCCUCAGGCCUCUGCCGAGGGAACGCUCGGACCCGCCCCUCAGCACCCAACCUUUGCUCAGCACGACUUGAUUUCAUACGCCGGGGGGCGUGGGGAGGUGUGAAGGGGUGUGAAGGGGCG
This is a messenger RNA of Colius striatus (speckled mousebird), 1557 nucleotides long. RefSeq names its product thiol methyltransferase 1A (gene TMT1A). Gene Ontology annotation, molecular function: S-adenosylmethionine-dependent methyltransferase activity. The transcript is spliced from 2 exons. The record is from RefSeq and is a predicted model, not a curated record. The coding region runs from base 249 to 989 and encodes 246 amino acids. NCBI's taxonomy places the organism in Eukaryota, Metazoa, Chordata, Aves, Coliiformes, Coliidae.